Messenger RNA from Ylistrum balloti, 741 nucleotides. RefSeq lists its product as uncharacterized. The coding region runs from base 1 to 741 and encodes 246 amino acids. The record is from RefSeq and is a predicted model, not a curated record. The transcript has a single exon. NCBI's taxonomy places the organism in Eukaryota, Metazoa, Mollusca, Bivalvia, Pectinida, Pectinidae.
AUGUGGAGAUCAACAAGUCGAGGUGUAGAGCAACACGUCGAGGUGGAAAACAACAAGACGAGGUGGAAAACAACAAGUCGAGAUGGAAAACAACAAGUCGAGGUGGAAAGCAACAAGUCGAGAUGGAAAACAACAAGUCGAGGUGGAAAGCAACACGUCGAGGUGGAAAGCAACAAGUCGAGAUGGAAAACAACAAGUCGAGGUGGAAAGCAACAAGUCGAGGUGGAAAGCAACAAGUCGAGAUGGAAAACAACAAGUCGAGGUGGAAAGCAACAAGUCGAGGUGGAGAGCAACAAGUCGAUGUGGGGAGCAACAAGUCGAUGUGGGGAGCAACAAGUCGAUGUGGGGAGCAACAAGUCGAGGUGGAAAGCAACAAGUCGAGAUGGAAAACAACAAGUCGAGGUGGAAAACAACAAGUCGAGGUGGAAAGCAACAAGUCGAGGUGGAGAGCAACAAGUCGAGGUAGAGAGCAAUAAGUCGAGGUUGAAAGCAACAAGACGAGGUGGAGAUCAACAAGUCGAGAUGGAGAUCAACAAGUCGAGAUGGAAAACAACAAGUCGAGGUGGAAAACAACAAGUCGAGGUGGAAAGCAACAAGUCGAGGUGGAGAGCAACAAGUCGAGGUGGAGAGCAACAAGUCGAGGUGGAAAGCAACAAGUCGAUGUGGAGAGCAACAUGUCGAGGUGUAGAGCAACACGUCGAGGUGGAAAACAACAAGUCGAGGUGGAGAGCAACAAGUUAA